UACCACCAAUAUGUUAGAUAAUGAAAAGUUUAAUUGGAAACAAGAAUCUCGCAAAACAAAGAGGUUGGUUUGCAUGCAUUUAUUCAAUGAGGGGAUAAUGAAGAGGGCUAUGAUUCUUAUAUAUAUAUAUAUGCAGAAACAGAUGAGUUGGAAAUUAUAGAAAAUUUGCAUGUAGAAAAAGGAUGAAAUGGAAAUGGCUAAUUUAGAUGAUAAAGAAGAAAAAUGGAUAAAGCAUUACAGUAGCAGGCAUGAGAUUCUGCUGGUGGGUGAGGGUGAUUUCUCCUUUGCUGCAUGCUUAGCCAGAUCGUUUGGCUCUGCUGCCAACAUGGUGGCUACUUCUCUAGAUUCAAAAGAGAUGUUGAAGCGAAAGUACUCAGGAGCAAUGACAAACUUGGAAGAACUAAAGGAGCUUGGAUGCACAAUUAUUCAUGGAGUAGAUGCCAACACCAUGAGCCGACAUGCUCUCCUGAAAUCAAAAUUAUUCGACCAGAUAGUCUUCAACUUUCCUCAUGCCGGUUUCCUGUAUCGAGAACAAGAUAUUUUCCAAAUUAAGCUGCACCAAAAUCUGGUUCAGGGCUUCCUGAGGAAUGCAAGUGACAUGCUGACAGAUAGAGGAGAAGUUCACAUUACUCACAAAACUGCUCAUCCAUUCGGUGAGUGGAAAGUUGAGAAGCUUGCAAAAGAAGUUGGGUUAGGAUUGUUCAGGGAAGAAUCAUUUUGGCUAUGGGAUUAUCCAGGAUAUGGAAACAAGAGGGGAGACGGAGAUAGAUGUGAUUACAGCUUUUCUGUUGGACAAUGCAGUACUUUCAAGUUUCGGAAACCUUCUGGUCUUGCAGAUCAGUUUUCAGGAAUGCGAAUCAGCACAGAGCUGAAGAUAACAUACAAGAUUGCUAGAAUUGAUAUGCUUUCUUUGUUAUUAAUGAUGCAGCAAAAGAUAGUGAUCAAGGUGCAUAUUCACUGUGAGAAAUGUCGAACCACGGCUUUGAAGAUAGCUGCUACGACUCAUGGUGUCAAUGAGGUAGCAAUACAAGGGAAAGAAAAAGAUGAACUGGUGGUGAUUGGAGAUGAAGUUGAUUCAGUUAAGUUGGCUCGCUGUCUUAGAAAGAAGCUUCGGACUGCUACCAUACUGAGCGUCAAAGAGAAGAAAAAGGAAAAGAAAGAGGAGAAAAAAGAUGAGAAACAAGAUGAAAAAAUUCCAAGUUAUUAUGAUCACUAUCCAAUAUAUAUAAUAUCUGAAGUGGCUUAUGAUCCAUGCCAACCAACUUGUUCCAUCUUGUGAUAGAAUUCUAGUAUCUCAGACUUAUAUUUGCCUCUUAUGAUUUUGCCUAGGCUGUGUAAAGGGCAUCAUGAAUUGAGCGUUGUUGAUGAUGUGAUCCAUUCCUGAAGACUUUCUACAACUGAUUAGAAUUCUGUCAUAUCAAUGCAACCUUGAAAACUUCAUGUUUA
This is a messenger RNA of Theobroma cacao (cacao), 1446 nucleotides long. NCBI's taxonomy places the organism in Eukaryota, Viridiplantae, Streptophyta, Magnoliopsida, Malvales, Malvaceae. The record is from RefSeq and is a predicted model, not a curated record.